GUGAUCAUGGCCACCAACCGGGCGGACACCCUGGACCCGGCCCUGCUCCGGCCGGGCCGUUUGGACCGGAAAAUCGAGUUCCCGCUGCCCGACCGGCGCCAGAAGCGCCUCAUCUUCUCCACCAUCACCAGCAAGAUGAACCUGUCCGAGGAGGUGGACCUGGAGGACUGUAUCCCGCUCCGGGGGGGACCUUUGGGGACCUUUGGGGUCGUUUGGGGACGACCCCAUGGGGACAUCGGGGACCCCAAGGGACAUCGGGGAUCCCAUGGGGACAUUGGAGACCCCAGGAGGGUCAAGGAGCCAUGGGGACAUCAGGGACCUCAUGGGGACGUUGGAGACCCCAAGGGACAUCAAGGACCCCAGGGGACAUUGGGGACCCCAAGGGACAUCAAGGACCCCAGGGGACAUUGGGGACCCCAAGGGACAUCAAGGACCCCAGGGGACAUUGGGGACCCCAAGGGACAUCAAGGACCCCAGGGGACAUUGGGGACCCCAAGGGACAUUGAGGACCCAAUGGGGACAUUUGGGACCUCAUGGGACAUUGGGGACCCCAAGGGGACAUCGGGGACCUCAUGGGGACAUUGGGGACCCCAUGGGACGGGACACUGA
Messenger RNA from Mesitornis unicolor (brown roatelo), 609 nucleotides. Its product is annotated as collagen alpha-3(IX) chain-like. The record is from RefSeq and is a predicted model, not a curated record. Gene Ontology annotation, cellular component: proteasome regulatory particle, base subcomplex. Gene Ontology annotation, molecular function: ATP binding; proteasome-activating activity; ATP hydrolysis activity. NCBI's taxonomy places the organism in Eukaryota, Metazoa, Chordata, Aves, Mesitornithiformes, Mesitornithidae. The annotation marks the transcript as partial. The transcript is spliced from 4 exons. Gene Ontology annotation, biological process: proteasome-mediated ubiquitin-dependent protein catabolic process.